AUGAUAGAUUACUCGAGAAAGUCCCAUCGCGGCGAUUCGUGGAUGAAACCAAGAAAAUCCCCUGUGAAAUUCAAGAAGAUAAAGGCGAAGCACGUCUUUCGGGAGUACUGUGAAAAGUCGUCCGUUCACGGCGUGAAGUACUUCGCAGAGAAGGAUCGACCAGUAUGGGAGAGGGUUCUCUGGAUCGCCCUCUUCGUCCUGUCGCUGUUCGCUUGCGGCAAGAUGAUCGAGAGAGCGUGGACGAAGCUCAACAAUAGUCCUUUGGCAGUGACCUUCGCCGAGAAAGCCGUCCACAUCACUCAGAUUCCCUUCCCUGCUCUGACCAUUUGCUCCACCGUGAAGUUCCGCAGUGAAUCCUUCUCAUUUGCAAAGUACACAGCAAAUCCGGACAAGUACAAGCAGUGGCGGGAGAUUUACAGAAACUUAGGACAACUUUGUGAAACUUAUGAUCCUUUGCCGGGAAAUUUGGAUGACAAUAUUCUGGAUACAGUCCGCCGAUUUAGUCCCAAUGAGGAUGAUAUGAUAAAGACGGUGACUUUUUGUGAUGAUAAGCUGAAUACAGCGGAAAGCUUCUAUGAAAGCUUCACCUCUCAAGGACUUUGCUACACCUUUAACCGUCUUCCUCUGGAAAAUAUCUAUAAGCCUGAUUGCAUCUUUAGUCAGCAAAAUGAAUCUUCGCCUCUGAACGUGCAAGUCAAUUGGUCAGUUGAAACUGGCUUCGCUGAUCAUCAUGAAUUCUAUCCACGUCGUGUGUCGAACAUUCGCCAGGAAAGUGGACUUUCUCUAAUCCUACAGAUUCCCAAGAAAGAUGUAGACACAGCUUGCAUGAACACUGUUGGUUAUCAACUUCAGUUUCACAGUCCAAGCGACAUUCCGCAAAUGGAUGAACACUCCGUGUUCAUUCCAGUCGAUCGUUUUGCGCAGAUCGCCGUCGAGCCUGGCCUGAUCAACACACCACGGAACAUUGAGAACUAUCCACCUGAGCAGAGACAGUGCUACUUUAACAGCGAACGACAGCUGCAACACUUCCAGAUCUACAGCGAGAGGAACUGCAAGAUGGAGUGUUUGGCCAACUGGACCUUGGUUUUCUGCGGUUGCGUUUAUUUCUACAUGCCUCGGAACAGCAGCGUUCCGAUUUGUGGUCCCAGCGCCAAGAGUUGCCUCGAACAGAGUCUUAUUCUUAUAGAUAGACCUGAUGCCGUGGUUAACUUCACACCUCCGAUCUGCAACUGCAUGCCAGGCUGCGUCAGUCUAACCUACAACACCGAUCUUACGCACAGUGCUAUUGAUUACGACGCCUUGGCUACGGUUGAUGAGAGGUUCAGCGAUCCCAGCACUAAAAAGUUCCACAUCUACGUUAUGAUCUAUUUCAACGAGAACAAAUUCUACGCCAUGCAGAGAUCCGAACUCUUCGGCCAGACGGACUUUAUAUCAAGCGUCGGAGGUUUUCUGGGACUCUUCAUGGGAAUUUCUGUACUUAGUCUGGUGGAGUUAAUCUACUUUGGUACUGUUCGUUGGUUUCAACUCCCACCUGGGCAUCAAAAGCGUCCAAUCACCGGUUAUAAGGGACGACAAAAUCUUUUCAUUGUCAAUCCACAUCAUUCUCGCCAUUCUCGCUAUCGUAGAGCAAAGGAGGCAUUUUAA
Messenger RNA from Phlebotomus argentipes, 1644 nucleotides. Its product is annotated as pickpocket protein 28-like. Gene Ontology annotation, cellular component: membrane. Gene Ontology annotation, biological process: sodium ion transmembrane transport. The record is from RefSeq and is a predicted model, not a curated record. NCBI's taxonomy places the organism in Eukaryota, Metazoa, Arthropoda, Insecta, Diptera, Psychodidae. The coding region runs from base 1 to 1644 and encodes 547 amino acids. The transcript has 3 exons. Gene Ontology annotation, molecular function: ligand-gated sodium channel activity.